Molecule: messenger RNA, 2292 nt
Organism: Chanos chanos (milkfish)
Lineage: Eukaryota; Metazoa; Chordata; Actinopteri; Gonorynchiformes; Chanidae
Gene: slc3a2b
Product: solute carrier family 3 member 2b
Exons: 9
Coding region: 115-1644 (509 amino acids)
Biological process (GO): phenylalanine transport; L-alanine import across plasma membrane; carbohydrate metabolic process
Cellular component (GO): apical plasma membrane; basolateral plasma membrane
Molecular function (GO): L-leucine transmembrane transporter activity; L-alanine transmembrane transporter activity; aromatic amino acid transmembrane transporter activity
Source: RefSeq, a predicted model, not a curated record
AGGACACACUGACAGGAGGGCGAUAGAACGUGGUCUUCAAAGGAUUGAAGGACUAUUUUAUAUUUUAUUAAAACACAAGGCUUCGCGUCAACUGACGACAUAAAACGCACCAGAAUGAGUAAAGACGCCGAGGUGGACAUGAAAGACGUGGAACUCAACGAAGUUGACCAGGAGAAGCAGCCAAUGACUGCUGGAGAGACAGCGAACGGAGAUGCCACCUCGCCGACUAUUACUGAGAAAAACGGUAGCGUCAUGCUCAAGAUUCCUGAGGAAAACGAGACAAAAUUUACCGGUCUCUCCAAAGAGGAACUACUGAAAGUGGCAGGAACUCCAGGGUGGGUAAGAGCUCGUUGGGCUCUGUUGAUUCUCUUCUGGAUUGGCUGGUUGGGGAUGUUAGCUGCAGCUAUUGUCAUCAUAGUCCAGGCCCCCCCAUGCAAACCGAUCCCAGCGCUGAACUGGUGGAAUCUUGGUUCCAUGUACCAAGUUGGAGAUGUGAAUGCAUUCACAGAGUCCCCUGGCCUUGCAGGUUUGGAGAAGAAGAUUGACCGUCUGUAUCAGAUGAAAGUGAAGAGUUUGGUGGUUGGGCCCAUUCAUGUUGCACCAGUAGAUCAGGCUGAGGACCUGAAUUUUCAGGAGAUCGCCUCUGAAUUUGGCAGUAUGAGUCAGUUCAAAACACUCGUAGAAGCUAUGAAGAAAAAGAGUAUGUCGGUGGUGUUGGAUUUGACCCCUAACUAUCAUGGAGCAGACCCCUGGUACUCCAAUAUGACCAUCCCAGAUGUUGGCGAAAAACUGAAGGUUGCACUGGUGUACUGGAUGGAAAAAGGUGUGGAUGGGUUUCAGUUCUCUGGCGUGGACCAUCUCUCCUCUCAGUUCCCGAUGCUCUGGUCUGAAAUUAAAGUCAUCGUGCAGAAUUCGAGUACGGACACCAAAAAGGCUCUGAUCGGCGUCACCGAACACGCAUCGGCACCGGUGGUGUCUGACCUUUUGAACAGCACUGGUGUGAACCUGCUGCUGUCUGGUGUCCUCCGAUCCAGUCCUUCCGCUGCCUCAGGGAGUGGCCAGGCCAUCCAGCAGCUCUACUCCACCCAGGACCAGAGACAGCUGGCCUGGAACUUUGGUGACCGUGUUCAAGGUCAUUUAGCCUCACUGGCCAGUUCCACAAUGGUCAAAUUCAACCAGCUCCUGCUGCUCACGCUACCUGGAAUACCCGUGUUCAACUAUGGAGAUGAAAUUGGACUGGAGGACGAGCUGGACACAAAGUUCCCCAAGAUGUUGUGGGCUGCUCCUGACGAUGCCAAUAAAACCUCACAGGACAUGAAGUCUCUUUUCGAGUUCUUUAAGAAAGCGAGCGAAUACCGAUGGAAAGAGCGGUCUCUGUUGUACGGCGACUACCGGCCAGUAUUCGGUUCUCCCAAAGCGCUUGCCUAUGUCAGGAGCUGGGACCAGAGUACACGUUUUGUAGCCGCCUUUAACUGGGACUCUGAUCCCGUUAAAAUGGCUCUGAAAGGGGAAGAUCUACAAGAUACGGCCAAGGUCCUGCUCAGCACUGACACGCGGCUGUCUGCAGAUACUGAGGUGAAACUGGCAGAGCUGGAGCUGGGUCCAGGUCAAGCUGUACUGAUGCAGUACAGCUACCGAGGUUGAGGAGGGCAAAUAUAACGUUAGAUACUUUACGUGAAUUGUGCAUUGACGUCAAUUAGAUACAGUAACCUGGAUUGUUUUUUAUGUUUUUUUUUUAAAAAUUUUUUAAUUGUUACAAUUUUUUUAGAAUGCAGAAAUGUACUGAUUUUUUUUUUUCAGUAGAAGACCUUACUUGUAACACACUGGCAGACCACACAUGGACACAUGUGCAAUGUGCCCGCACACUACAGUCCAAACAGUCCAAACACUGUAUCUGACCGCUACUUUUUAGGGGAUCGGAACAUAAGAAAGCAGUGGGUUUUUUUCCUUCCUUAAAAGCAUCCCUCCCCACACUGGUAUUUUGCUGUUACGUAGAAAUACAUUCCAAUAGGAGAACAUAUGACAGCAAUGUCAUUCAGUACUUUUUUUUCAAGAUUUUAAUUGCUUUGUUUUGUUUUUUUAAUGGGUGUUUCUUUUAGGUCAAGUGUCAUUGUGAUGCAAAAGAUAAUGUCUCUCAUGUUUUGUAAAGCAUGUGAUUAAAAAUGGGCUGGUUUGCUCCUUAAUGAAAUGAAUGUGGUUUGACACACAAUCAGCCUGAAACUUUAAGAAAAAAAAACCCACCUGAGGCAGAAAUAAAACAACAGACAUCAACCCAUGACUUGUUGUCUUUAU